GAGUCCGACCCUCAGCGGUACGAAGUGAAAGACCGGGGUCAAAAUGGCUACACCACGCCCAUCACCCAGUCGCCCCUCCUACCGCGUCGUCACGUGACCCACUCGGUGUCGUGCGAGUCCACGUCAGCCAAUGGGAAGCACCAGCUCAACGUGCUACGCCCCGCCUACAACUCGCGGGUUCUGGCCAAUAAAAAGCGGGUUGUGAAGAUGCUGUGCGUGGUGGUGCUGGAGUAUUUCGUGUGCUGGACGCCGCUGUUCCUCCUCAACACCUGGAGUAUCAUCGACUACAGGAGCGCCAGGGACCAUUUCACGCCCCUCCUCAAGUCCUCCUUCCUCCUCCUGUCCUACCUUUCCUCCUGCAUACACCCGAUCACCUACUGCUUCAUGAACAAACGGUUCCGCCAGAGCUUCGCCGACGCCUUCAGGUGCUGCUUCCGGAGACGCGCCUUGUCGCGGGACCUAUACAGUGAAGCUUCUCAUGUCAACACGGCCGGUUCUGACAGGCCGGACACCCGUGCCCGGAAACACUACACCAUCACCUGGAAGAGAGACCGUUAGGACGGAGGUACCAUUUAACGAAGUUACCAUUUAACGACCGUUAGAACUGAGGAGAGAGAUUUACCAUCUAACGUCCGAUAAAACUGAGGUACCGUUUUACGACCGUUAGAAUUGAGGGAGGAUUUACAAGGACACCCGUGCCGGAAACACUAUACCAUCACGUGGAAGAGAGACCGUUAAGACUGAGGUACCAUUUAGCGACCGUUAGAACUGAGGAGAGAUUUACCAUCUAACGACCGUUAGGACAAGGGCACCAUGACAUAGAAGAGAGACCAGUUAGAACUGAGAUACCAUCACGUGGAAGAGAGACCGUAAGAACUGAGGUACCAUUUAACGACCGUUAGACCCGAGUGAGGAGGGAAGCAGCAUCUAACGGUCGUUUUGACUGAGGUGCCAUCUAACGACCUGUAGAACUGAGGAGAAAUUUACGUUCUAACAACCGUUAGAAUUGAAGUCGGAACCACUAUCUAACGACCGUUAGAACACUACUUACAAUAUACUGCGGAGUCUCAAGGAACAAUAAUGUAGACAUUCUUAACACUUAACACUGUGCGUGCGUUAGUUACUUUGGCAUUUUGUGAACUGUCAAUAUAAAUGUUAUUAGCAAUGUCCUUUCACAUUUCAAUGUCUGUUUUUGUUAAGACAAAUGCACUUUUUGAAAUUAAGAAUGUUUAGUAGUAUGCAGUGAUGUCUGGAGUUGAAGAAUAUUAUGUUGGUUGUUGUAUUUUAUCUAAUGUUUCCCCCACAAAGAAGCAUCGACUGGCCAUCAGAUUUGGCGACUGUGGCGUAGUGAUAAUGCUCUGUGUUAGCUGUUGUGAGCAGAAGAAGCGAGUUCGAUUCUCAAGUUGGGAAGUUACAUGUACAAUACCGUAUCAACUACAUGACUGUAUCCCAUUCGGCUUACUGAUCUGCGGUAUUUCCUCUCGACACAAAGUCACGUUAACCCUAACACGCAGGUGGGAAGCAGCCCGCAUUCUUACUUACUUACUUACUACCCGUUACGCCAUCUGGCGUUUAGGGCACCAACAAAGG
Molecule: messenger RNA, 1590 nt
Organism: Aplysia californica (California sea hare)
Lineage: Eukaryota; Metazoa; Mollusca; Gastropoda; Aplysiida; Aplysiidae
Product: cholecystokinin receptor type A
Biological process (GO): neuropeptide signaling pathway
Cellular component (GO): membrane
Molecular function (GO): neuropeptide receptor activity
Source: RefSeq, a predicted model, not a curated record